Molecule: messenger RNA, 1449 nt
Organism: Dimorphilus gyrociliatus
Lineage: Eukaryota; Metazoa; Annelida; Polychaeta; Dinophilidae
Source: the annotation of a GenBank genome assembly
AUUCUGCACUAGGACAGCGCAGAGUAAAUUUCUAUAUUACUAGGUAGUAUAAUAAAGAUAUUAUAUGGUGUAUCAAAUGUGAAAAUAACAUAUAUUUGCAUAUAUACUGUAUAUAAAUAUAUACAGUAUAUACAGUAUGUAUUUUUUUGAAAAAUCGUUAUAUAAAUAAUCCAUUUAAAAUAUAUAUAUGUAUAUAUAUAUAAAUUUAUAUUAGUAUAUAUUGUAUAUUAUACAGGUUUUAUAUAUAUAUAUAUAUAUACAUUCCAAAAUCUAGGUUGAAUGGAGAGAACAUCUUAUAGAGAAAAAAGUUUAUGUACAAAAAAAUCCUAUUGUAUGUUAUUACUAGUAACUUAAACUUUGUUUUCUUCACCUCAGAAUAAAUAGAAAUAAUAUGAUAUGCCUGAAGUUGAGGAAGAAAAAGUAGAAUUUAUUAAACACGGUGAAGUAGUUACAUUGGAACCUUUCACUCAUCAGGCGUUUAUUAAAAGGGAAUAUUAUUUUUAUUUAUCGUUACCCAAAGAAUUACAGUCAUUUGUACCGGAAUUUAGGGGUUUAAUUGAAGUUCGUCUUCAAAUGAUAGAAAAUGAUGUGAAAGUUUUCGGCCAACCUAUAAAGCCUAUAAAUUCUAACCAUAGUGCAUUGUUACUCUCAAGGAAUAAAAAGUCUUCUCUACAAAGAGCUGAUUCAACAUCGAACUCAAACUAUUGCACAGAUGUUUCUGAAGAACAAAUCAGACAAAUUAUUAAUCAGCAAUUAACAGAAACUCGCUUAGAGAGUUUAAAUCCUUUUAGUGUUAAUUUUUGUAAAGAAAGUCUGAAAAAGCUUCACAGCCGCCAUGGUUCUGCUCCCAGGAAUUAUAUUUUAUUGGAAGAUGUGACAUCCGUUUAUAGCCGUCCUUGCGUUUUAGAUCUUAAAAUGGGUACUAGACAACAUGGAGAUGAUGCUACGUUUGAAAAGAAGCAACUACAGAAAGCCAAGUGUGCCAUGUCAACAUCUUCUUCAUUAGGAGUCCGCCUUUGUGGUAUGCAGGUAUUCCGAGAGGAUGAUGACAAAUACUUAUGUCAUAAUAAGUAUCAUGGAAGAACGCUUUCAAGCCAGGGUUUUAAAGAAACUGUUUUGGAAUUUCUUGAUAACGGAAAUGGUAUUCGAAUUGAUGUCAUUCCAGAAAUAAUUUCAAGAUUAAAUACUCUAAAGACUGUAGUUGAACAACUAAACUGUUGGCGAUUUUAUUCUUCAUCUCUGUUAAUAAUUUACGAAGGAAAACAGGGAACUGUUAAAUCUAAUGUCGAUGUUAGAAUGAUAGACUUUGCGCAUACUACCAACGGCGCAUAUGUUGAAGAUGAGGUGCUGCAUGUUGGACUAGAUCAGGGCUAUCUUUUCGGACUGACCAACCUAAUUGAGGUGUUUAAGAGCGUUUUAAACAAAAAUAAGCAAGUACACGACAGCUAA